AUGGUGGAUAUAUCAGUUGUAUGUAGAACAUGUAUGAAAAAUGAUGGUGAUCUUGUGAAUUUAUUUGUUCCUAUGAAGAUGGAACAUAACUGUGAAAUGUUAUAUGUUGAUGCACUAAUAACAGCUUCAAAUUGUCAGGUCACAAAAGAAGAUGGUCUACCACAAAACAUUUGUACGGAUUGUGCAAAUAUAUUACAAAUUUUAAUAACAUUCAGAGCAAAUGCUUUGAAAACAGAAGAUAAUCUAAAAAAGUUAAUAUUCUUUGAUAAUACAUUGAAAGAAGAAUUGAAGGAUGAAGAUGAAAAUAAUACAUACGAGAAGAUAGAAAUCUGUGAAAAUGCAAUAUUACCGAAAAUUGAAAAAACCGAAGAAGAUUUUUAUGUUUGUCCAACAUGUGGAAAACAAUAUACACAUCAUAAGAAUUAUUUAAACCAUAUGGUAACACACGAAACAGAAAACACCGAAGUCAAAUUAGAAACAGAUUUUGACAGCAUUGACGGUAUACUUGAUGAUACAGAUUUGUCAGAGACAAUAUAUAAAUGUGAAGAAUGCAAUAAAGUAUUUAAUAAAGAAAGAACUUUAAUAUCACAUAGAAGAAAACAUGAGAAUUAUUUAACAAAGAAAAAAACCUUUCAAUGUGAUUAUUGUAAUAAGAUAUUUACAAUGAAAUCACUGUUGAAACGACAUCUGAAGUUACAUUCUACAAAUAGACCGUUUCCGUGCACUCAAUGUUCAAAAUCUUAUACAAGACAAGAUCAACUUAUAGAACAUAUAAAGAGACAUGAUAAAGUCAAAGCACAUGUUUGUUCUUAUUGCAAUAAAGGUUUCGCUCAAUUAUGUACCUUGAAGGAACAUUUAAGAGUUCAUACUAAAGAAGCACCAUAUUUAUGUUCUGAAUGUGGAAAAAGUUUUACGAACAACUCUAAUUUACGUCAACAUAUGAAUCGACAUUCCGGAAUCAAACCGUUCUCGUGUGCAUUCUGUCCUAAAACAUUUAGUACUAAAGGUCAGAUGGUGAGCCACAUGGCGACACACACUGGCGCUCACCCUCACAAAUGCGAUGAGUGUGGCGCCGCCUUUACCAAGCCUAACUCACUCAAGAAGCACAAGUUCAUACACCGCGACAUCAAGGCCUUCGCCUGCGAUACCUGUGAUAAGAGGUUUAACUGCAAAGACCACCUGAAGCGUCACCAGCGCAUCCACACCGGGGAGAAGCCGUACCGCUGCAGGUACUGCGAGCGCGCAUUCUCACAGAGCAAUGACGUCAUCAAGCACAUGCGCAUGCACGUCGGACAGGAUAUAUACCAGUGUUCAGUAUGUCAUAUGAAGUUUCGACUAAUGAGAGAUUUAAAGCAUCAUUAUCCAAUACAUUAUAUUAAUAGUUCUAAUGCACCAACAGUGCCGGUGGGGAAUGGCAUGGUGGCACCCAUUAUGGUACUAAAGACUGACACCGAUGUACAAAAUGUCACACAAACUGACAUCAUGAUAACUGUCAAUGAUGGAUUGUCCAAUGGCAUUAUUAUAAAUACACAGCAGGAAACUUAGUAUUAUUUGUUCUUA
Papilio machaon (common yellow swallowtail) is the source of this 1560-nucleotide messenger RNA. Its product is annotated as zinc finger protein OZF-like. NCBI's taxonomy places the organism in Eukaryota, Metazoa, Arthropoda, Insecta, Lepidoptera, Papilionidae. The record is from RefSeq and is a predicted model, not a curated record. Gene Ontology annotation, molecular function: DNA-binding transcription factor activity, RNA polymerase II-specific; RNA polymerase II transcription regulatory region sequence-specific DNA binding; zinc ion binding. Gene Ontology annotation, biological process: regulation of transcription by RNA polymerase II. The coding region runs from base 1 to 1545 and encodes 514 amino acids. Gene Ontology annotation, cellular component: nucleus. The transcript is spliced from 6 exons.